AGAGGGAGGCACGCCGCCAGUUUUGCAACUCGGAAGCCAAGUUGGGCGCCGAUCGUUGCCUCACUUCUCCGUUUUCCGUCGGACUCCAGACGUCAGCUCGCGAGCCGCUUUCCCUCGGAUUCGGGUUCGGGUUCGGCGCGCGCGCACAUGAGCGGGGCGACGGACGCGAAGUCCCCCGGCGAGGAGCGCGAACAGCUGCGCUCGGGGGUCGCCCAGGAGGGUCUCCCCGAGCCGGGGGACAAAGCGUGCCAGACGCGCCUGUCCAAGCGCCGCUGGCCGACGGUUCUCCUCUUCAGCUGCUACUCGCUGAGCAACUCGUACCAGUGGAUCCAGUACGGCAUCAUCAGCAACAUCUUCGUCAAGUUCUACCAAGUGGACGCCUUCACCAUCGACUGGAUGUCCAUGAUCUACAUGCUGACCUACAUCCCCUUCAUCUUCCCGGUGACGUGGCUGCUGGACAAGAAGGGUCUGCGGGUGGUCGCCCUGGCCGCCACGGCGCUCAACUGCGCCGGCACCUGGCUGAAGGUGGCCAGCGCCCGGCCUCACCUGUUCGCCGUCACCUUCCUGGGCCAGUUCUGCUGCUCCCUGGCGCAGGUCUUCAUCCUGGGCAUGCCGUCCCGGAUCGCGUCCGUCUGGUUCGGGACCAACGAGGUGUCCACCGCCUGCUCCGUGGGGGUCUUCGGCAACCAGCUGGGCAUCGCCGUGGGCUUCCUGGUGCCCCCCGUCCUGGUGCCCAACGUGGACGACGUGGACGCCCUGGCCCACCACAUCGGCGUCAUGUUCUACAUCACGGCGGGAGUGGCCACCUUCCUCUUUGUCCUCGUCGUCAUCGUGUUCCAGGAGCGCCCCGAGCUGCCCCCGACGCCGGCGCAGGCCGCGGCCCGAAGCGCCCCCCCCGAGCGCUACUCGUACGGCGCGUCGGUCGGGCGGCUCCUCCGCAACAGGCCCUUCAUCCUCCUGGUGGUCACGUACGGCUUGAACGUGGGCUGUUUCUACGCGGUGGGGACGCUGCUGAACCGCACGAUUAUCGAGCACUACCCGGGCGAAGAGGUGAACGCGGGCAGGAUCGGCCUGACCAUCGUCAUCGCCGGCACGGUGGGCUCGCUCAUCUGCGGCGUGUGGCUGGACCGCAGCAAAACCUACAAGCAGACCACCCUGGCCGUGUACUUCAUGUCUCUGGUGGGCAUGAUCGCGUACACGGCCACGCUGGGCCUCGGGCACCUUUGGGUGGUCUUCGUCACCGCAGGAGUUCUCGGGUUCUUCAUGACGGGCUACCUGCCGCUGGGCUUCGAGUACGCCGUGGAGCUGACGUAUCCCGAGUCGGAGGGGACGUCGUCCGGCCUCCUCAACUGCUCGGCGCAGGUCUUCGGCAUCGUCUUCACCAUCUGCCAGGGCAAGAUCAUCGACAAAUUCGGCACCUUGCCCGGCAACGUCUUCCUGUGCGUCUUCCUGCUGGUGGGCACCGUCAUGACGGGCUUCAUCAAGUCCGACCUGCGGAGGCAGAAAGCCAACGCGCCGGCCUUAGCGGAAGCGCAAGUGCGAUCUUCGGACAGGCCAGGAGGGGGCGUGCCCGCUGGCGCCGUCAUCCAACGAGCAAAGUUUUAAAAAGAGCCCAAAUGGCGUCGUUUCCGUCGGACGACGGUAAUUGUUCAGCCCGAUUAUGCAUCAAUUCGUGUUCUAUUCAGCUUUUGUCAUUUUAAAUGAAAAUGUCAAAAUAACCUUGACCGUCGUGAAUCCCGUGUGCCUUGAAAUCGUUGCCAGUACGGAAAAUGUGGAUUUGGCGAAGACACAAAAUGUCUUUGACGAGACGAAAAGAAAACGUGUCCGAGUUCCUCUCGUCUUGUCAGUCAGCGACAUGUUAAAUGUGACAUGAAUGAUUUUUUUUUUUAUACCGCGUCUAUAUUUGUACGUCUCUUUUUGGAAUUGACAUAAAAAUAUUUUGAAGACGA
Molecule: messenger RNA, 1949 nt
Organism: Syngnathoides biaculeatus (alligator pipefish)
Lineage: Eukaryota; Metazoa; Chordata; Actinopteri; Syngnathiformes; Syngnathidae
Gene: flvcr2b
Product: FLVCR choline and putative heme transporter 2b
Exons: 10
Coding region: 148-1605 (485 amino acids)
Biological process (GO): heme export; transmembrane transport
Cellular component (GO): membrane
Molecular function (GO): heme transmembrane transporter activity; heme binding
Source: RefSeq, a predicted model, not a curated record